Molecule: messenger RNA, 489 nt
Organism: Brugia malayi
Lineage: Eukaryota; Metazoa; Nematoda; Chromadorea; Rhabditida; Onchocercidae
Exons: 4
Coding region: 1-489 (162 amino acids)
Source: RefSeq, a predicted model, not a curated record
AUGAAUUUGAUAGAAAAUGAAAUGAUAAUGUGUAUUUGUCGUAAUGAAUAUAACAAUCGUAAGCCAUGCAAUUUAAAUUCUUAUGAAAAAGGCAAAGCUUUACAAUUUGCCAUUCAUCAAAUUAAUUUAUCAAAAACUAGAAGAAUGUUUCCAAAUGAAUUACUAACGUAUUCAACGUCAAACGAACACGCAUAUUGUCAUAGUGAAAGCAUUUUUAGUACUAUCAUUGUUAAUUGUGAAAAAAAGGAAGCUAAAAUAACAAGCGCAUGCGUAAAAAAAAUACCGAAAUUUGAUGAGGAAGAAAAUGAUGAUCUAGUUUGCGCCGAAAAAUUAUUCUAUGAAGAAUGCGGCAUUGUAUCAGAGUUAAGCGCAACAGGCGAUAGUGAUAAGGAAAGGAUUGUUUGUUGUUGUAUUGAUAAUUGUGAUUCGAUUGGUUUAGCAUUGCAUGAAUUUAAAGCUGAAAUGCAUUUUUUAAUGGAAAAUAAUUGA